AUGAAAAGAGACAUUCGGUUUGAUGUAUGCCUCGAUGCACCUAUUCCCAAUGUAAUAAUUUCACCUAAUCCACCAAUUUCUAAACAAAGUGCUACUUUUAAUAUUUUUGGAACUUUAGAUGAUGAUGUUGAGGAUAAUGGACGACUUCUUAUUAAUUUUGUUGAUCAAGAUGGGAACUCCUUAGGAAAUAAGUCUACCACUCUUGUUUCUCCAACUGUAGCUGGAAAUCCAUUUAAUAUAACAACUAUAGUUGAGGUACCAACUUUAACAAACACAUACUCUAUAGAAGUUUUCAUUGAGAAUCAAAAUG
This is a messenger RNA of Dentiscutata erythropus, 310 nucleotides long. The record is from the annotation of a GenBank genome assembly. Lineage: Eukaryota; Fungi; Glomeromycota; Glomeromycetes; Diversisporales; Gigasporaceae.